Molecule: messenger RNA, 1937 nt
Organism: Ricinus communis (castor bean)
Lineage: Eukaryota; Viridiplantae; Streptophyta; Magnoliopsida; Malpighiales; Euphorbiaceae
Product: putative cyclin-A3-1
Exons: 8
Coding region: 457-1578 (373 amino acids)
Biological process (GO): mitotic cell cycle phase transition; regulation of cyclin-dependent protein serine/threonine kinase activity
Cellular component (GO): nucleus; cyclin-dependent protein kinase holoenzyme complex; cytoplasm
Molecular function (GO): cyclin-dependent protein serine/threonine kinase regulator activity
Source: RefSeq, a predicted model, not a curated record
CUAUGUCUUCAUCCAACGGUGUUGAACAAAGUAAACGAGUUUGAUGAUCUCUGACACAUAAUUUAGAGGAACAUGACAGCUGACUGACACACACAAACACAAACUCAAAAAAAAGGAGAAGAAAACAUGAACCCGCCUCGAACCGAAUCGGCAAAUUAACAAGGCCCCGCCUCGAGCUCAAAAAACAUUUGGGUUUUAAAAUUAAAAUGUAACCAAAACUUAAAAAACCAUAAAACAAAAUAACCAAACAAAGCGCCAAUACCAGGUUUUAAAAACCAAAAGAUGGCGCUCCCUCUUUUUUCACUUUCAUUUCUUACAAUCCCCUUCCCUCUCUAAUACACCAUUACUUAUUCUUCCCAUCCAUUUCCUCUCUCCCUCACUCUCUCUCAUUCUAUUUCUUUCUCUGAAAUCUCUGUUCAAAGAGUAUAGAGAUUUCAGUGAAGGGGUGCGACUCAAAUGGCAGAUCGAGAGAACUGUGUACGUCUCACUCGCGCAGCCAGAAAGAGAGCUGCUGCAGCAUUGUCCAACGUCGAGGACCAGCCAUUGUCCAAGAAAAGGGUAGUUUUGGGGGAGUUGCAUAAUCUCUCAAACGUUGUCAUUUCGGUAAACGCAAGUGCUGUUAAGGAUGUCACUCAGAAGCAGAAAUUUAAUAGCAAGGCUAAACAACCUAAGGCUAAGAAGGCUCUUAUUGUCAAGAAAGACGAAGCUCCCAAAAAAGUGGAGAUUGAUGCAGAAUGUGAUGAUCCUCAAAUGUGUGGACCUUAUGCUUCUGAUAUUUAUGAUUAUCUUCAUCAAUUGGAGGUGAAUCCAAAGAGAAGGCCGUUACCUGAUUACAUUGAAACAAUUCAAAAGGAUGUUAGCCCCAAUAUGAGAGGGAUUUUGGUAGAUUGGUUAGUGGAAGUUGCAGAGGAGUAUAAGCUUGUCUCUGAUACUCUCUAUCUUACAAUCAACUACAUUGAUAGAUACUUGUCUAAGAACUCACUUAACCGGCAGAGACUUCAGUUACUUGGUGUUUCUUCUAUGCUAAUUGCAUCAAAAUAUGAAGAAAUUAAUCCCCCAAAUGUGGAAGACUUUUGCUAUAUUACCGAUAACACAUACACCAAGGAUGAUGUGGUUAAGAUGGAGGCUGAUAUACUGAAGCUAUUGAACUUUGAGCUGGGAAAUCCUACAAUUAAGACAUUCCUAAGGAGAUUUACCAGGAUUGCACAAGAGGGUUACAAGAACUUGAAUUUGCAGCUUGAAUUCUUGGGAUACUACCUUGCUGAAUUAAGCUUAUUGGAUUAUAAUUGUGUUAAAUUUUUGCCCUCAUUGGUGGCUUCAUCUGUCAUAUUUCUUGCAAGAUUCAUGAUUAAACCAAAGAUGCAUCCCUGGAGUUCAACCCUGCAGCAGCAUUCUGGAUACAGGCCAUCCGACUUGAAGGAAUGUGUUCUUAUUAUACAUGACUUGUAUUUGAGUAGAAGAGGAGGUGGAUUGCAGGCUGUAAGAGAAAAAUAUAAGCAGCAUAAGUUUAAAUGUGUGGCAACUAUGCCUUCUCCUCCAGAGAUACCGGCUGCUUAUUUUGAAGGUGUUGUGGAAUGAAAGUUUGGCAUUUUAUGAUUUGGUGAGGUUGCAAGUGAAUGAGAAUUGACCACGAUGUGGAGGUGCCUGAUAAGGGAAGAAUCCUAAUACUGGAGACAUAGCAUUUUAGAUUUACAAGAUUUUGAUUGAAAUGGAGGGAGAUUCAUGAAGUUAACUUUUUGCCGUGACCUUCUGUGGUUCUGUUCAUGCUGGUGGUUGUCAAUCUGAAUCUUGGGGAUUUGAUGCUGUCAGCUUGAAUGGAGUUUGGUAAUACAAGUAGCAGCUAACUGUGCUUUGGGUAUCUUCUUUUACAGUUCGAAUUUUGAAUUUACCAGGGAAAUAUUGUAAAUAUCUCUUGCCGUAAAUUUUGAUUUUAUUCC